AUGACGGCCCGCCAGGGCGGUAGCGAAGGAUGGCUGCAUCGGCGUAGCUGUGACAAGGUUCACACCCUGAUAGUCGAGGGAGAUGCUAAGUCCUCCCCGUUGACACAUCCGGAUUCGACAGAGCCCACGGAUGGUGCAUUUUCAGCAAAUGCGAUGUGCACGGUCAGGCCCAAUAUAGCAGUCGCCAAAGUAGGAGCACCGAAAUUGCACAUGGGAAUGCGGCAUGCUGCAUUCGGCUCGAUUGAUCAUAUGUCUAGGUGGUUGUGCCCGGGCGGUGGUUGUUGGGAGCAUCUGUUCGUGGUCGGUAAAGAUAACGAACACGCCCGGGGUACUGUCAAGGUGGAUUUUAUGCGUCUUCUAAACUUCGCUCAUCUCUGCCGCUCUUGUGUCUUUCGCAUUCAUUCGAAGCCUGCAACAAACAACAAUGCGUCUUUCGAUCCGAAAGUACAAGCAGUGAUCGAAUCGGCAUGCUUAUCUGCAGAUGGCAACGUCGCGGAUGAGCUCGCCUUACCCAGACCCCGCAUCGCCGGGCUAGAUACCGAUUUACCGGUACAUCGCGACAAUCUUGACAACAUACGAUGAGUGCGUCGCGGAUCUAUCGAUGGCUCCUUGAAAGACAGCGACUCGCCUUUGCAGAACGACACCCUUCACAUAAACUGAGCCACGGCAGAUCUGCUCUUACGGACUGGCGACCGAUCACCAACCACAGCAACGGAGCAUGGGCCAUUCUGUGGAACACCGUUUCCUGCCUGCGCGGGCAUUGUUACCUACAAGGACAACCCCAAACCAUCAGAACGCAUGCUCGUGAGGCUAGGGUGAGGAUUCCCUGGCGUGCCCGUUUAGCCUGAAGCCGAGGCGUGGCAGGCCCAGCUAGUGGCCGCAAAGUUCGCCAGUGCCCAACAGCGACGCGAUCGAUUCUGGGGCAAAGUAAGCACUUGCGCUCGAGCCAGCACGAAGGACUUACAGUUUCCACCACAACCUUGUAACCAUGAGAA
Dissoconium aciculare CBS 342.82 is the source of this 995-nucleotide messenger RNA. RefSeq lists its product as uncharacterized. NCBI's taxonomy places the organism in Eukaryota, Fungi, Ascomycota, Dothideomycetes, Mycosphaerellales, Dissoconiaceae. The transcript is spliced from 4 exons. The record is from RefSeq and is a predicted model, not a curated record. The coding region runs from base 1 to 582 and encodes 193 amino acids.